AAUAUAGAAAGCACGUUUCUCGUUUCAAUUGGCUCUUCUCGUUGGCCCUGUGUAUGGGUUCUGGAUUAUCCACGUAUUCCGGGGGCCAAACUGUCGUGCAAACGAAUCCUUUGACUUUUGCGUGAUUGAUUUUAUGAUUUUGUACCCACACCGGAGCAUAUUCGUAAAGCUACAACUUAUCUCCACAAUUGUUGCUAAGGUGACUUAUGCACUAAGGAUAACAACUAUAUUUUCGUUUGAGCGCAUUGAUUCGAAACCCUUAUCUCGUUCUGAUGAGAUGUGACUUUAAUGGUGUCUUAUAAUACGCUACGCCGUGGCUGGUGCUAUUGCUUUUUCAACUGUAAAGUGAAGCAAAAAAGUGUUGAAAUCUACAAACACAUGACGCUAUCAACGCAACUCGUAAUGACGGAGACAAAUCGUAAUUCAGACAAGAUGACCACGGUGAGGCCGUUUCGCUGCCGAGACCUACUCACCUAUAACAACGUUAAUUUAGAUGUUCUGACGGAAACCUAUGGCGUAUCAUUUUAUUUGACCUAUCUUGCUAGAUGGCCGGAAUACUUCCAGGCGCUUGAGAGUGUCAAUGGCGAUCUAAUGGGCUAUAUUAUGGGCAAAGCGGAAGGCUUCGUGAAUAACUGGCAUGGACACGUAACAGCGUUGAGUGUGGCUCCUGAGUAUCGCCGUCUGGGGUUGGCGAAUAAGCUAAUGGACAUCCUUGAAGAGAUUUCCGAGCACAAGGAAUGCUACUUUGUCGACCUGUUCGUACGACAAUCGAAUACGAUCGCCAUUGACAUGUAUAAACGACUUGGUUAUAUUAUCUAUCGAAGAGUAAUAGGGUACUAUUCUUCAUCCGGUUCAAAUCCAGACGAAGACGGUUUUGACAUGCGGAAAGCGCUCAGUAAGGACGUGAAUCGGCAAUCAGUAAUUCCGCUCACGAAACCGGUGCGCCCAGAAGAUCUUGAAUAAUAAAGACAACAAUUUGACGAUGUGGAAAAGCCAAAGUAAUUAGGAUAGGUUUAAAACAACAACAAAAUGGACUUGCGGCAAUGACAAGCGGCUCUCUUCGAGUCAUUUUCUGCCUAAACUGUAUCGGGUUAGUAUUGGGACUAUAUCAAUGAGGCGCGUAAAAUUUCUUUGUCUCUGCGAUCCCUGCGGAUGCCUUUUCAAAAAGUAACUAAGAGCGUCCUACUACAAGGAAAACGAAAUUUAUUCCUGCUGGUGGGUGUACAUACGCAGUAAAAUGGAUCAAGUUUUUGCUGUUAUAUAUGUUAUUUACACCAAUAAAGGGUCGGUAUGAUUCAAGUUG
Molecule: messenger RNA, 1303 nt
Organism: Varroa destructor (honeybee mite)
Lineage: Eukaryota; Metazoa; Arthropoda; Arachnida; Mesostigmata; Varroidae
Gene: Naa20A
Product: N-alpha-acetyltransferase 20 A
Biological process (GO): N-terminal peptidyl-methionine acetylation
Cellular component (GO): NatB complex
Molecular function (GO): protein-N-terminal amino-acid acetyltransferase activity
Source: RefSeq, a predicted model, not a curated record